AUGAUUGUCUUGUCUGCUACUUGCUACAAACUAUGUGACAACCUUCUUGCUUGCUACACUUUCUUGCUUCUUGCUACUUGCUUUCUUUUCUUCUUUCUUCUUGCUUUCUUGCUUUCUUGCUUACCGAAUCUUGCUAACAUACAACAACUUUCUGCUGUUGCGUCUUUCUUCUCCACCUGCUUGCUAUCUUUGGGAUCACACUAUCACAACCAGACUGUCAACACCACUGUGAGCCAUCAACACCACAGCAGAAACAGGAACACACCACAGUCGAGAACCACCCUGCCCUGCAGCCAAGGGCUGCUCCUCCUUUCUCUACACCGACUCUCAAACCUGCAGCUUCAACCCGCUCUGAUACCAAAUGUUGGUUCAGGCCCUGUUGGUUCAGGCCCUGUUUCACACAAUUUGCAGUUACAGAUUCUGCUCUUUCAGCUCACAAUCGGCACAAGAAUUGGGUUCUCUGUGUUGCAAUGGUGGGAAUUAGAAAACAGUUGA
Molecule: messenger RNA, 495 nt
Organism: Lactuca saligna
Lineage: Eukaryota; Viridiplantae; Streptophyta; Magnoliopsida; Asterales; Asteraceae
Source: the annotation of a GenBank genome assembly